Messenger RNA from Adineta steineri, 3153 nucleotides. The record is from the annotation of a GenBank genome assembly. NCBI's taxonomy places the organism in Eukaryota, Metazoa, Rotifera, Eurotatoria, Adinetida, Adinetidae.
AUGGAGGAAUUAACAAAAGCUCUAGUAGACUAUUAUGAUCCACGUACGGAUCUAACUCAUAAACAGCAUUUACAUGAACAAUUAAAUAAAUUUUUAAUUGAUAAAAAUUCAUGGCAAAUAGCGUUAACAACUUUUCAACAGCAACAACAAAAUCAAUCAAAUGUAAUGCCACCAUUAUUGAUCUAUUUUUUACUUCAAGUACUGGAACAUUCAAUCCGUCAUCGUUACGGAGAUCAGCAACAAAUUCGUCAGAUAUUACUUUGGUUUUUUCUUCAUCUAUUCGAAUCACUACCUGUUUAUGUUCGUUCAAAAUUGUGUUUACUCAUAGUUCAAAUUGUUCGCUGUGAUAAUCAAUGGUCAAUCGAUGAAUAUUUUCAAACUUGUUAUCACUUAAUUGAAACACAAACACUUAUAGGUUUAUUACUUUUAACAACAACAAUCGAAGAACUUGGUCAAAUCAAUGAAGAUUGUACUAUAAAACGUUGUAAUCAAUUAAAAACUACACUUAAUCAACAUGCACCACAUAUUAUUCAUAUUAUACAUGUAUUAUUAAAAAAAGACAAUAAUCAAAUGAAAGGUAACUAUUCGAAAUUUCAAAUCUUAAUAGAAUUUCAACUGAAUUUAGAUCCAUUAUUAAUAAAACAGCAAACAUUAAUAUGUUUGGAUCGCUUUAUAAAUCGUCUUUCAAUUCUUCCAUUACCAUCCGAAUUAAUUGAUGAUCUCUUUCAAUAUACAUCAUCAACAUGGUCAAUAGAUGCAUUAAAUUGUAUUCAUGAAUUAAUACUUAAACAACAUAUACCUCGACAAUAUGAAACAAUUCUUUAUUCAUCAUUACGUCAUGUUAUACAAUUACUUUUAAUACUUAAUCAAAAUUUAACAAAUAUAAUCAUAAAUAAGAUAACAGAAAUUUUACAUUCACUUUUUAGUUUACAUUUAAAACGAUGUGAAUCUAUUGAGAAUUAUCCAAUGUUUGAAUUAUUAAGUGGUGUCUAUAAAUUUACUUUUCAACAAGUCACACAAGAUGGAUUUUAUGCUUGUUUAGAUAUUUGGUCAAUAUUUAUUGAUUAUAUAAAAACAAAAGAUGAAAAUCGUCUAUUGAAUAAAGAAAGUUCAUUUGAAAAAUAUUCACAAAUUCUACGUUCAUUAAGUCAAGAAUUAUUACAACGUAUUCAUACUGCACAAACAAUGGCAGAGAAUUUAGAAGAAACUACCGAUCUGAAUGAUUCUGAAACUGCAACUGAUCGAUAUCGAAGAGAAUGUAUUGAUGUAUUAAGUAAAUUAGCUGAUAUUCCAAAUCUUUCUUCGCAUAUUUUACAUUCACUCAUAAGUCUGUUACAACCAGAUAUUGAAAAAUAUAAAAGUAUUCAAAAAUUAAUUCAAACUUCACCAAAUGAUCCUUCUCGUCAGCAAUUCAUAUUAAAUAAUGAUUCUAUACAUGCUUGUAGUCAAAUAUUGAACAGUUUUAGUAAUUUACUUCAUGCGUUUUCAAGUAUUGCAAGCACAUGUUUACUUGAUGAUGAUAAUAAUCAACAACAAAAUUACUUUCAAACCCGUCUAACACUUGUUCAUCAAUUCAUACAAUUAAUUACUUAUAUAAUUCAUGCUCGAUUCGAUUUAGUUGAAUGUUCAUCGAAAAAAAUACAUAAUGAACUUAUUCAUGCUCAAACACGAUCUUUUGAAUGUGUGACGAAUUUAAUUCCUUGGCUUAGUCAAAUGUUAGUUUUAUACAAUUCAAAUCAAGAUAAUCGUCGAAUGAUUCAAGAAUUAAUAACACAUAUUAUUGAUACUUGUACACCUUUGAUUGAUAUAAAUAAUUUUGAUAAAUCUAUUGCUAUAUCAGCUGGUACUCUUCUUUCUUCUAUUGUUCCUCUUACUCGCCAAAAUUUACCGAUUGAUCAAAUGAAUUCAAUUAAACAUUUAAUUCAUCGUGUUCUUACAUGGAAUAUCGUAAUUAAUUCAAAAACUAAUUUUCAACUUUAUAAAUUAUCGAUAAAAAUAAUAUCAUUCAUAAUCUUAACAGAUCAACAAUCAACAGAACAAUUUUUUCGUCAAAUUUUUCAACCAUUGGAUACACUGUUAAAAGAACCAGCAAAUUUUUUUAAUCAUCAACAAGAUCAAUACUUAAUUCGUCAUUCAUUUCUUGAAUAUACGAAAUUACUUUCCGAACUUAUAGAAUCUCUUCGUACAGAAAACAAUAAACUUCGUCAAAAUCUUUUUCUAUCAGUACAAUAUCUAAUUGUCAAUUUAAAUCGAUUUUUACCAUUCAUUAUCAAUCGUGAUACAGAAUGUGAAACAGCACUGAUUUCAUUAUUAUUAAUUAUUUUUGAAAUAUUUCGAACACAAAUGGGUACUGAUUUAAUUAAUACAAUACUACAAACAACGUUUUCUGCAUUUAACAUUGAAAAUGUUCAAAAUGUUCUUCGUGAAUCAAAAAAAAAUGAUCAUCCAGCCAUAUCAAGAUUUCUUGAAUUUCUAUCCUUACUUGUCAAUGAACCAGGAAAUAGUAAAUUAACUCAACAAUUUUUACCAACAAUUAUUGAAUUAUGUACAAACGCAUUAUAUCCAGCUAUACGAGAAAAUUGUGCGUUGGAUAUUCGAGAGAAUUAUUAUAAACUUGUUUAUAAUUUAUUAGUAAAUAAUUGGCGAUAUUUUUUUAAAGGAAAUGUUUUAACAACACUCAAUGGAGAAAUUGAAACAACUGCUAAUGAACAAAGUUUUAUUCAAUUAAUGGAGAGUAUUGCUUGGUCAUUUUCACAAGCUGAUAUCGAACAAUUUCGUGCGAAUUUAACGUCAUGUAAUGAACUUCAAUUAAAAUGUGGACUUUAUACAAAAUUAAUAUUUCGUCAACAAAUGUCUCAAGCACUUCUAUCACUUUUACUUAGUGUUUUACUUGCUCGUUCACAUGAAUUAUGUCGUGAUGAUAUUAUAUCAACAUUAUUUUAUAUAUUAACAAAUGAUAAUACGAAUAAUUUUGCUUAUUUUAUUCAUAAUUAUUUAGAUCAAUCAAAUAUACAAACAAUUCUAAAUGAUAAACAUAAACGUUUAUUAACAGAAACUUAUGGGCGAAAUGAAAUGGAUUUACCAUCAUUUACACAAAAUCUUAAUGAUUUCAUUCAUGAUUAUCGACAUUAUACAACGACUAAUUCAAGUUAA